AUGUCUACGACGACUACCACCACCACGACGCAGCCGAUCACGGCGCAGACCAUCUUGCGUCUGUUUCCCGACAUCGACACCACCAGCGAUGCGCUGGACGGCCAUGAUGAGGAGCAGAUUCGAUUGAUGGACGAAGUGUGCAUCGUACUUGAUGAGAACGACUUGCCAAUUGGCACCGCCAGCAAGAAGCUUUGCCAUUUGAUGACCAACAUCGACAAGGGUCUUCUCCACCGAGCCUUCUCCGUCUUCCUCUUUGAUGACCAGAAUAGGCUUCUUCUGCAGCAGCGUGCGUCUGAGAAGAUCACCUUCCCUGACAUGUGGACCAAUACCUGCUGCUCGCACCCCCUCGGCAUACCUACGGAAACCGGCUCCAACCUCCCCGACUCCAUUGCAGGCGUCAAGAAUGCGGCGCGGCGCAAGUUGGACCACGAGUUGGGCAUUAAGAAGGAACAGGUUCCUUUUGAAGACUUCCAUUUCCUGACACGCAUCCACUACAAGGCGCCGAGUGAUGGAAAGUGGGGGGAGCAUGAGAUUGACUACAUUCUCUUUAUCAAAGCCAAUGUGGACCUCAACCCGAACCUGAACGAGGUUCGGGAUACAAAAUACGUCACGGCAGAUGAGCUGAAGGAGCAGUUCAAGGAUCCGAGUCUUACGUUCACGCCAUGGUUCAAGCUCAUCUGCAACUCUAUGCUCUUUGAAUGGUGGGAGAGCCUCGACUCCGGCCUGGAGAAGUACACGGACGAGCAAGAGAUUCGCCGCAUGUAA
Molecule: messenger RNA, 765 nt
Organism: Phaeoacremonium minimum UCRPA7
Lineage: Eukaryota; Fungi; Ascomycota; Sordariomycetes; Togniniales; Togniniaceae
Product: putative isopentenyl-diphosphate delta-isomerase protein
Exons: 3
Coding region: 1-765 (254 amino acids)
Biological process (GO): isopentenyl diphosphate biosynthetic process; isoprenoid biosynthetic process
Cellular component (GO): cytoplasm
Molecular function (GO): isopentenyl-diphosphate delta-isomerase activity
Source: RefSeq, a predicted model, not a curated record